This is a messenger RNA of Mesorhabditis belari, 1335 nucleotides long. The record is from the annotation of a GenBank genome assembly. Lineage: Eukaryota; Metazoa; Nematoda; Chromadorea; Rhabditida; Rhabditidae.
AUGCCUUCAUUGGCCUCAUUAUUGGAUAAUGGAUAUCUUCUCAUCACGACAUCUCCCGAUCUCUUUGAGAGGCAGCAAGUCCCGGCUUUGAGAUGCACAGUGGCACCGUUGAGCGGUGGAUUGACGCCAGAGAUCACCAAGUACGAGAUGGAAGAAGAAAAAGAGGUACCUAUCAACAAAGCGCACUACGUGGGAAACGAUCAGUUCGUCGUGCGUUGCUACAAUGAAACGAUAGCCGACAACUCGGCCGUGAAUCUUUUCCCAAUAUUGACCGGCCGGCCGAUUCAAAUGGAUCCGGACAAUCCCGAUCCAGAGGACACCUUUGUCGACCUCGAGAAUGUCACCUUUCUGUGGGAUUUGAUGAAAAGAAGAGGCUGUGUCACAAUGAUGAACGAUGAUAUUGCUGAUGUUCGACGGGGGCUUUUCCAUUAUCCGAAUCACACUUUUACGGGUUUCCCCGUUUCACCCACCGAUUUCUACCUUCGCCCAACUCAUCUUUUCAACACGAAACAUCGGAUCUCCUCCGGGAAAACUUGCCUCAAUGAUGGAACGAGUCUUGCUGCUGAGUACCUCUCCUACAUGCGCCAUUUCUCGUCAGCUUUCAAAGAUGCUUGUCAUUUUUCGUUUAAUUUCAUCACGUCACUCACCCACGACGAUCCGUCGAUGCUGGGGACGAUCGAUCAGGAGCUGAAACGAGCACUGGAAAGCCUCUUCGCGCAGGAUAUCGAGAAAUCGACGACUUUUGUAAUCAUGGGAGAUCAUGGGAAUCGAAUACAUCAGAUACAAAGAACGACAACGGGUCGAGUGGAAGAACGAUCACCCCUUUUCUCGAUUCGUUUACCCGACGAGUGGAAAAGAAAAAACGCGAAAGCGCACAAAAAUUUGCGAACAAAUGCCAAUCGUGAAACCGAUGUCUACAAGAAAUUAUUCGCAUCACUCUCCGAAAGAAUCCUCUCACUUCCUUGUGUCAAAUCGAUUCGCCCACAUUUCCGAUAUCCGACGUUAGAAGUGUUUUCUCUUAAUCAAAUGGUUCUACAUGGACUUCGGCAUGAGAAUCAAUGGGAUUCUGUGAAGAAUUACACAAGUGCCUCCGAUUUUGAGUGGAUUGAGUUGGGAAUGAUUGCUGAUAUGCACAAAAGAUAUGAUGGCUUUGAGUUGAGUUUUGGUCUCAUUGCUCGUUAUCGUCAUCGAUUAUCGACGGAUCUCUACGAAUUGAGCGAAUCGCCGAGAGUACAUGAGAGAACGGCCAUUUGCAAUGCGCCGACAGUCGAUGAGAUCUGUGAAAUGUGUUACUACGACAACCUCGUAUCGGCAAGAAACGAGCAACAAGUCAUC